AUGUCUACUAAACCCAUCUUCGUGGCAACGCACCCUCGUGCUUGCUCUACGGCUUUUGAACGAGUCUUCAUGACUCAACGCUCCACCAUCCAGUGUAUCCAUGAGCCUUUCGGUGAUGCCUUCUACUAUGGCCCGGAGCGUCUCUCCGACCGUUUCGAAGACGACGAACAAGCUCGCCUGGACAGCGGCUUCAGCCAGUCGACAUAUCUUACCGUGUUGGAGAGAAUUGAACGAGAAGCAUCCGAGGGCAAGAGAAUCUUCAUCAAGGACAUCGACCACUACCUCCUCCCACCAAAUGAACUACCGGCAAGCGUGGCCCCGUCCCUUCACCGCAUCAAGCGCGGCGUCGGCACCAACGGCACCAACGGCGAAGUCCAGGCCAACGGCGUGAACGGCGAUGUCAACGGACACGCCCACGCCAACGGCCACACCGCGACCAACGGUGUCACACCCGACACCAACGGCGCGGUGAGCAACGGCAGCACCAACGGCGUCACCAACGGCACCAAUGGCACUGCCACAAACGGGCACACCAACGGACACAGUAAUGGCCACACCAACGGCCACGCCUCCGUCCGACCGUACCCGUACAACACGCCCGCAGAGACAGGCAAUCCAACCGUCAUGCCUCGAGCCCUGCAAGAGCGUUUCCACUGGGCUUUCCUAAUCCGCGACCCGCACUUCAUGACGGGCUUUUAUAAUUACUCGCCGUUGGAAGCUGGGUACGACGAGCUGCGCCGGCACUUCGAUUAUCUUCGGAGGGAGGGACUUGUUGGACCACGGGUGGCGACGAGGUCUGAUAUCAGCGUUGAAGAUGAGGCGAAGACUAAGAAGACCACUGAUGAGAUCUGUGUCGUUGAUGCGGAUGAUAUGCUCGAUGCACCGGCUGCGACUAUCGAGGCGUUCUGCAAUAGUGUCGGCUUACCUUAUACGCCUGACAUGUUGAUUUGGGAUACUCCGGAGGAUUAUAAGGUUGCCUGUGAUGCAUUUGAGAAGUGGCGUGGUUUCCACAAUGAUGCUAUCGAGUCGAGUAGUCUGGUUGCGAGAACUCAUAAACAUGCUCGCAAGACGGAGGAGCAGUUCGAUGAGGACUGGCGCAAGAAGUAUGGACCUGAGGCUGCGGCUAUGAUCCGCAAGACGGUUGAUGCCAACAUGGAGGACUAUCUUUAUAUGAAGCAGUUCGCCGUCAAGGUCUAA
This is a messenger RNA of Penicillium waksmanii, 1197 nucleotides long. RefSeq lists its product as uncharacterized. The transcript is spliced from 5 exons. The record is from RefSeq and is a predicted model, not a curated record. NCBI's taxonomy places the organism in Eukaryota, Fungi, Ascomycota, Eurotiomycetes, Eurotiales, Aspergillaceae. Bases 1 to 1197 code for a protein of 398 amino acids.